Molecule: messenger RNA, 2627 nt
Organism: Hyalella azteca
Lineage: Eukaryota; Metazoa; Arthropoda; Malacostraca; Amphipoda; Hyalellidae
Product: heat shock protein HSP 90-alpha
Exons: 3
Coding region: 136-2307 (723 amino acids)
Biological process (GO): protein stabilization; cellular response to heat; protein folding
Cellular component (GO): cytosol; plasma membrane; perinuclear region of cytoplasm
Molecular function (GO): ATP-dependent protein folding chaperone; ATP hydrolysis activity; disordered domain specific binding
Source: RefSeq, a predicted model, not a curated record
ACCGCCCAUUCCGGUCAGACUUGAGCUAGCAAUAACAGUGAACAGUGCAGUCAGGCAAGACGCUGAAUCCGCGAUAUCCAGGUUUGCUUCACAGCCACCAGCUUGCACCUUCUAUAACACUGCCGCUAUUUCAAGAUGCCCGAAGAAACUGUAAUGGAGACGGAGGGCGUCGAGACGUUCGCCUUCCAGGCUGAGAUCGCCCAGCUGAUGUCCCUCAUCAUCAACACAUUCUACAGCAACAAGGAAAUCUUCCUGCGUGAAUUAAUCUCAAACUCGUCUGAUGCUCUGGACAAGAUCAGAUAUGAAUCCCUUACAGAUCCUAGCAAGCUGGACUCUGGAAAAGAUCUUUUCAUCAAACUCGAGCCUAACAAGAACGACCGGACUUUAACUAUUCGGGACAGUGGCAUUGGUAUGACGAAGGCUGACCUCAUCAACAACCUGGGCACCAUUGCCAAGUCCGGCACCAAGGCCUUCAUGGAGGCCCUCAACGCUGGCGCCGACAUCUCUAUGAUCGGUCAGUUUGGUGUGGGCUUCUACUCCGCCUACCUCAUCGCUGACAAGGUCACCGUCGUCUCUAAGCAUAACGACGAUGAGCAAUACAUCUGGGAGUCUUCUGCUGGAGGCUCGUUCACAGUGAAGGCAGACAGCGGCGAGCCUAUUGGUCGCGGCACCAAGAUUAUCCUGCACCUUAAGGAGGAUCAGACUGAAUACCUCGAGGAGCGUCGUCUCAAGGAAAUAGUCAAGAAGCACUCGCAGUUUAUUGGUUAUCCUAUCCGACUGUUGGUCGAGAAGGAGCGCGACAAGGAAGUGUCUGAUGAUGAGGAGGAAGAAGAGAAGAAAACGGACGAAGAUAAAGAGAAGGACGAUGACGAGGAAAAGCCAGAAGUAGAAGAUGUGGGCGAAGAUGAAGACGCAGAUAAGAAAGACAAGAAGAAAAAGAAGAAAAUCAAGGAAAAAUACACGGAUGAGGAAGAACUCAACAAGACGAAGCCCCUGUGGACUCGCAAUCCCGAUGAUAUAUCUAAGGAAGAAUACGGAGAAUUUUACAAGAGCCUCACCAAUGACUGGGAAGAUCAUCUGGCCGUAAAGCACUUCAGUGUGGAGGGUCAGCUAGAGUUCCGUGCUCUGCUUUUCGUGCCCAAACGAGCUCCGUUUGAUCUAUUCGAAAACAAGAAGCAGAAGAACAAGAUUAAGCUGUACGUGCGACGUGUCUUCAUCAUGGAGAACUGCGAAGAUCUUAUUCCCGAGUAUCUGAACUUCAUCAACGGUGUAGUUGACUCAGAAGACCUGCCUCUUAACAUUUCUCGUGAGAUGCUGCAACAGAACAAGAUCUUGAAGGUAAUUCGAAAGAAUAUUGUAAAGAAAGUUUUGGAACUUCUGGACGAGCUCACCGAAGAUAAGGAAAGCUUCAAGACGUUCUACACGCACUUCUCGAAGAAUCUGAAGCUUGGCAUCCACGAGGACUCGACCAAUCGCAAGAAAUUGGCAGACUUCCUGCGCUAUCAUACGUCUGCCAGCGGUGAUGACAUGUGUAGCUUGAAGGACUACGUGUCCCGAAUGCCUGAAAAACAGAAGCACAUCUAUUACAUCACCGGCGAAAGCAAGGAGAGCGUUGCGAACUCAGCGUUCGUGGAGCGCGUGAAGAAGCGCGGUCUUGAGGUGAUCUACAUGGUGGAUCCCAUCGAUGAGUACUGCGUGCAGCAGCUGAAAGAGUACGACGGCAAGCAGCUGGUGUCGGUGACCAAGGAGGGUCUUGAGCUUCCUGAAGAUGAGGAAGAAAAGAAGGCAUUCGAAGAAAAGAAGAGCAAGCUUGAGAACCUGUGCAAGGUAAUGAAGGACGUACUGGACAAGAAAGUAGAGAAAGUGGUUGUGUCGAACCGUCUGGUGUCAUCACCCUGUUGCAUCGUUACUUCUCAGUACGGUUGGACGGCUAACAUGGAGCGUAUCAUGAAGGCACAAGCCCUGCGAGACACGUCGACAAUGGGCUACAUGGCAGCUAAGAAGCACCUCGAAAUUAAUCCAGACCACAGCAUCGUCGAAGCUCUGCGCGUCAAGGUAGACGCUGACAAAAAUGACAAGUCUGUCAAGGAUCUCGUAAUGCUGCUGUUCGAGACCUCGCUUCUGUCCUCUGGCUUCUCACUUGAGGAUCCCACCGUGCACGCUUCUCGCAUAUACAGGAUGAUAAAGCUCGGCUUGGGAGUCGAGGAUGAAGAAGAAUCAGGAGACGGCGAGGCCCCAAUGAGCGAAGAGAUGCCUCCCUUGGAGGGCGACGAGCCUGAUGAUUCUCGAAUGGAGGAAGUAGAUUAAACUUGGCGAUUUUCGUUACAGUUGUUCAAUUUUGGCAUUGUUCAUAGUUCAUCGGCUCAUUGUCAUUUAUUUUGGCAAUUGUUAAUUGUUCAUUUCAUUUAGUGUUAGUUGAGCAUUGUCCUAUUGCGCGAAGUAGGUUUAAGACUGAAUCUAGUGACUUGGUUAAGGUUCGUCUUAUCUAGUUAUAGUUGAUAGUUCUUCGUUUCGUGGCUGUUAAUACAAUAGCUCGAUGAUAGUCAUGUAUUCCAUUCUUUUUUAGUUGGAAGAAUCUUGUAGUGAAAGGAAAGUUAUUUUAUUUUUUCAUAAAUUGGAAAAACCUU